AUGCCGCAACAACCACAGCAGUCGGUCGCCGGCAUCGUGCUGCUCCUCCUGAUGCUAUGGAUCAUCUUCCCCGACGCUGAAUACAGGGGUCAGUCGCUCCUCCUCUCCGACGUGGUACACGAGCGGCUGGACCGGUUCUGGGCGGCGCUCGACGUGCUCAACCAGACGAAAUGGGGCGACUUCAACCCGACGGCAGCGUCGGCCGUCAACGCCGAGGGCACCGGAAGCUGGCUGAACCUGACGGGGUACCGCCAGGAGGAUGACUUUGAAUGGGGGGACCUAGGCCGCUUCCGCGACAGGAGCAUGGAGCUGAGCCGGUACGUGGCGCCUGCCAGGGCGGGCGAGGACGACCACUGGUGGGACUACGCCGGCCGCGGCGGCCUCCCCGUGUGGGCGAACGCCUCGGGGACAGUCCACGGGAACUGGGUCAGGAAGCCCGGGACGUUUCCCCGUACGCCGGGUAGCUACAACCUCAGCAGGAGCGUACCGUCGAUGCACUGGGUGGGUGACAAGACCGAGUGGGCUCGCAACAUGACGGGUGAGUCGGGCAAGAUGCUCGUCAUGCUCGAGGGUAACCGUACGGUGACCGAGUACAGGCAGCUGCCGGCGGGGGAGGGGACGGGGCGGCUGGGCGGCGGCCUGAUCCGCAACGUCAAGGCCACGAUCGAGGUCGAGGACACGCACGGGUCGCUCCUCAACUGGGGGAUGCGGCUCUGGGGCGUGCACUGGCCGCGGCAGGGCGUGAUCCUCAUGACGACGACGAGCGAGAAGUUCGAGGGCAUCUUUGGGCUACCGCAUCUGACGCCCAGCGCCGACUUCUUCCAGUCGAGCAGGGCGCUGCUCAACCAGACGCUGGCCGACACGCUCCGGGCCAAGGCCAAGAGCAUGUUCUACGAACAGGAGGUGCCGUGGAACUCGGACCUCGAGAACCCGGCGUACACGACGCACCCGUCGCCGCACUGCGAGUUCAUCAUGUACGCGCAGGUGCACCCGCCGUCCCGGGAGGACCUGGGCGUAGCGUCGACGCUCGACACCCCCGAAGUAGCCAUGUCACGCAUCCUCCAGGGCAUGGAGUCGGAGUUGCAGCGGCCGCAGGGCGCGCCCGUGGGCAGCAUCCCGGAGCUCAAGAUGUCGGCCAUCAUCUACUCCCCGGACUGCGGCUUCUUCCUCGAGACCAAGGGCCCGCCCGAGUUCCCCCCGGGCGAGGAGCAGCACCUGACGGGUCUGAAGAAGGAGGUGCACCUGCACCAGGUCAGGUCGUGGGUGCUGGCCUUCGCCCUAGUGCUCUUUGCGCAGGUGUACGUGCUCAAGGCGCAGGUGACGGAGUCGUCGACGCCGUCGACCAUGGCGCGCAUCAGCUUCGGCACCACCGUCAUCAUGGUCCUGGCCGACACCAUGACCCUGAUGGCAUCCAUGGUGUGGAUGGCCUCGGCAGGUGCCACGCUGCUGCCGGCGCUGGUGCUCCUGUUCGCCGCCUUCCUCUCGAGCGUCAUCGGCGCCAGCUUCCUCGCCAAGAUCCACGAGGUCCAGAUCCCCGAAACGCGAGAGCAGCGUCGAGACCAGAGGAGCACCACCGCCGGCAGCAACACGCCGGCCUCUUCGUCGAAUCGGACCACCGCCACCCCCGCACCUCCACCUCCACCUCUGGACCAGCCCAUCAUCAUCCCGUCAGACCAAGACAUCGACGCCGAGAUCGCCGAAGUGACAGGCAACGCAGGCGGCCAGGGACAGCAGCAGCCCAACGGCGCGCAGACCUUCCAGGCCACGAUGGGACGGUACAUGCUGGCCGGGCUCGGCCUCAGCUUCCUGGUCAUCUCUUCGACGACGUGGUACCCGGGCGUGCGGUCGGUGUUCCACAACGUGUGCGCGAUGUGCUACCUAUCGCUGUGGGUGCCUCAGAUCCACCGCAACGUGAUGCGCAACUGCCGCCGCGCCCUCCGCUGGCGCUUCGUCUGGGGGCAGUCGAUCCUGCGCAUCCUGCCCCUGGCCUACUUCUGGCUCAAGAGCGACAACUUCCUGUACGCCGAGCCCGACCGCCCCGCCCUCCUAGCCAUGUGCGCGUGGCUGUGGCUGCAGAUAUCCGUCCUGUAUGGGCAGGAUGUGCUGGGCCCGCGCUUCGGCAUCCCCGCCUCCUGGACCCCCGAGGCGUGGGACUACCACCCCGUCCUGAGCGAGGACAACCUCGAGACGGGCGGCCUGCCGAUCGGUCUGGUCGUCGGCGGCGCCGACGACGACGGCGACGACGACGGCAACGGUGAUGAUGGCCACGAUCCGCAUGCCAAGGCUGUCAGGAAUAUCGACUGUGCCAUCUGUCGUGAGCUGCUCGAGGUCCCCGUCGUCAGGGCCGGUCAGGACGCCUCCACCGUGUCGGCUACCCUGGCCAGAAGGACGUACAUGGUCACCCCGUGCCGGCAUGUCUUCCACACCCCGUGUCUGGAGGCCUGGAUGAGGUUCCGCCUGCAGUGUCCUAUCUGUCGAGAGGAGUUGCCGCCCUUAUAG
This is a messenger RNA of Geosmithia morbida, 2499 nucleotides long. RefSeq lists its product as uncharacterized. The record is from RefSeq and is a predicted model, not a curated record. Gene Ontology annotation, molecular function: zinc ion binding. Bases 1 to 2499 code for a protein of 832 amino acids. NCBI's taxonomy places the organism in Eukaryota, Fungi, Ascomycota, Sordariomycetes, Hypocreales, Bionectriaceae. The transcript has a single exon.